AUGGUUAGUCUUUUUAGUUUUAUUUUAAGUUUUUUUGACUUAGUAAAUAUAUUAUUUUUAAUUGUUCUGGGUUCACUAUUGUUGCAGGUUCUAAUAGCAGCUGCGGUUUGUACGAAAAGCGGUAAAACUAUUAUAUCGCGCCAAUUCGUAGAAAUGACUAAAUCAAGAAUAGAAGGGCUUCUUGCUGCUUUUCCAAAAUUAAUGUCGACCGGUAGGCAACAUACUUUUGUAGAAACAGACUCAGUUCGUUAUGUUUAUCAGCCACUUGAAAAAUUAUACAUGUUGCUCAUCACAACCAAAGCUAGUAACAUUUUGGAAGAUCUUGAAACUUUAAGAUUAUUUUCUAAAAUGAUUCCAGAAUAUUGCAGAACAAUGGAAGAAUCAGAAAUUAUAGACAAUGCAUUUAAUUUAAUAUUUGCUUUUGAUGAAAUUGUUGCAUUAGGAUAUAGAGAAAGCGUAAAUUUGGCACAAAUUAGAACUUUUGUCGAAAUGGAUUCUCAUGAAGAAAAAAUUUACCAAGCUGUUAGAAAAACACAAGAAAGAGAAGCCAAAAAUAAGAUGAGAGAAAAAGCUAAAGAGUUGCAAAGGCAAAAAUUAGAAGCAGUUAAAAAAGGUGGAAAAACUCCAGUAUUUUCUACUGGUACAGGAUUUGGAAGUAAUACAGGUGGCUACAAUCCUGUAUCAAACAUUGAAUCUUUAAUGCUUAGAGAUGAAGAACCAAGUUAUAUAGCUCCUGCAAAAUCUACGACUAACAAAGCAAUGAAAUUGGGUAGUAAAUCUAAGGAUGUAGAAAGCUUUGUUGAUCAAUUAAAGAAUGAAGGUGAAAUUGUUCAAACACCUUUGAUUAAUAAAACUGCAAAUACUGGAAAAGUUCAUACUUUGGAAAAUUUCGAUGAUGUUCAUUUAAGGCAAGAGGAAAGAUUAACAUUACGAGUGGGCCGUGAUGGAGGUAUUCAAUCAUUUGAAUUGCACGGAUUAGUAACGUUAAGAAUUUCAGAUGAAAAAUGGGGCAGAUUACGCGUCCAAUUAGAAAAUAAAGAUGAUCGAGGUAUACAAUUACAAACCCAUCCAAAUGUUGAUAAAGAAUUAUUUAAAAUGAAAUCCCAAAUCGGUUUGAAAAAUCCGACUAAGCCAUUUCCACUGAAUACAGACGUCGGCGUUUUAAAGUGGAGAUACCAAACGCAAGAAGAGUCUUCUAUUCCUUUAACAAGUAAAAAACUUAAUUUUAAAUACAUUAAUGCUGCGUCUGAAAAUAUCGAUGGAGGAUGUGACGUGAAUAUAGAAUAUGAAUUGGAACACGAUCACAUGGAGUUAAAUGAUGUUUCUAUUGUCAUACCACUGCCAAUUGGCGUGUCUCCUGUUAUAAGCGACUGCGACGGAGAAUAUCAUCACGAUUCACGGAAAAACAAUUUGACGUGGUCGUUACCUGUUAUUGAUUCGUCUAAUAAAUCAGGAUGUUUAGAGUUUUCAACAUUAACUUCAGUUCCAAACGAUUUUUUCCCAUUGAAUGUAGCCUUUACAUCAAAAACGUCUUAUGCAGAUUUAAAGAUAACGGAUGUGCAUUUGGUUGAAAAUCAAGCACCUGUUAAGUACUCUGUUGAUACAGUUUUUGUAGUUGAUAAAUACGAAAUUGUUUGA
Messenger RNA from Pediculus humanus corporis (human body louse), 1638 nucleotides. RefSeq names its product Coatomer subunit delta, putative. The coding region runs from base 1 to 1638 and encodes 545 amino acids. Gene Ontology annotation, cellular component: cytosol; COPI vesicle coat. The record is from RefSeq and is a predicted model, not a curated record. Gene Ontology annotation, biological process: Golgi localization; endoplasmic reticulum to Golgi vesicle-mediated transport; retrograde vesicle-mediated transport, Golgi to endoplasmic reticulum. The transcript has 9 exons. NCBI's taxonomy places the organism in Eukaryota, Metazoa, Arthropoda, Insecta, Psocodea, Pediculidae.